Arabidopsis thaliana (thale cress) is the source of this 1371-nucleotide messenger RNA. RefSeq names its product FASCICLIN-like arabinogalactan-protein 12 (gene FLA12). The record is from RefSeq and is marked reviewed. Gene Ontology annotation, cellular component: membrane; plasma membrane. Lineage: Eukaryota; Viridiplantae; Streptophyta; Magnoliopsida; Brassicales; Brassicaceae. The coding region runs from base 163 to 912 and encodes 249 amino acids. The transcript has a single exon.
AAGCAAUUCAUGUGAUAAAAUCAUCAUUGGUUAUUAACAAUCAACUUAGUUGUUAAAAUAUGUUGACCUCUUAACCAAUCAAUUUCCCCCAGUUCAAUAUAACCCCUUACUCUUCAUAUAAACUCACACAAACAAAAUAUCAACACUCUUGAAAACAGAGCCAUGGAACAUUCUCUCAUCAUCCUCCUCUUCACCGUCCUCCUCCUCCUCACCACCACUCCCGGAAUCCUAUCUCAGCCCUCUCCAGCCGUCGCUCCGGCCCCACCAGGACCCACAAACGUUACCAAAAUCCUAGAGAAAGCUGGUCAAUUCACCGUCUUCAUCCGACUCCUCAAAUCCACUGGAGUCGCUAACCAACUCUACGGCCAACUAAACAACUCCGACAAUGGAAUCACUAUAUUCGCACCGAGUGAUUCCUCGUUCACCGGUCUCAAAGCCGGGACCCUAAAUUCGUUAACCGAUGAGCAACAAGUAGAGCUUAUUCAGUUUCAUGUCAUACCAAGUUACGUCUCUUCCUCAAACUUCCAAACAAUAAGUAACCCUCUCCGGACUCAGGCCGGUGACUCCGCCGAUGGACAUUUUCCUCUCAACGUUACCACCAGUGGCAAUACCGUAAAUAUCACGUCCGGCGUAACCAACACCACCGUCUCCGGCAAUGUCUACAGCGAUGGACAGCUCGCUGUUUAUCAGGUCGAUAAGGUUUUGCUUCCACAACAAGUUUUCGAUCCUCGUCCUCCUGCUCCGGCUCCGGCUCCGUCUGUAUCGAAAUCAAAGAAGAAGAAGGAUGACAGUGAUAGUUCCAGUGAUGAUUCUCCGGCGGAUGCUUCGUUUGCUUUGCGUAAUGUUGGUUCUGUGUGUGAUGCGGUGUCGUUUUGCGUCAUGAGUGUAAUGCUCGCAUGGUUUUAUUUGUGAUGAAAAGCUUUUUUUUUUUUUGUGCUGAUAAAUUGUUAUUUUUUAUUACUCAUGAUUUUCUGCCAUGUGGGUGAUUUUGGGGAUAUAUUUGUGUCUUGGUUUUCAUACGAUUUUGUGUUAAUCAAUCCAUUUGUUUUUUAUAUUUUCGUUUAUUUUUAUUAAUACAAAUCAUAUUUUCCGUUUUCGUGCGAGUGAGAAUUGUGUUUUUGUUAAUAUCUCGUUUAUCUUUGCUUUUUCGGUUUUUCCUUUGAUCCUAUUUUCACAUUUCUUUCAACAAGAUCCAGUUGCUUAAAUAAUAAUGAUCGAUCGUAUAGGUUAGCGAAACAUAAAACUAUAUAUCAUCUAGAUAGAUAGCCGAAUUAAUUGCAUAAAAUGAAUGUGAUUUUUUAUUUGAAAAAUAAAUAAUUGGAUGCUAUUUCAUUAGAAACAGUGUGAUAUUUUAUAAAUGUCUUUUGCAAU